Molecule: messenger RNA, 513 nt
Organism: Dictyostelium purpureum
Lineage: Eukaryota; Evosea; Eumycetozoa; Dictyosteliales; Dictyosteliaceae
Exons: 3
Coding region: 1-513 (170 amino acids)
Source: RefSeq, a predicted model, not a curated record
AUGAGUGUUUAUACCUUCUUGACCGAUCAAAUAAAAACAUUGCUCACUGGAAAGGGUGAUUGGUCCGAAUCAUUGCUCAGUUUUCUUGCAACACUCAAAAAUCAUUGUGGAUCAAAGAUAUUUGGCCUUUUAGCUAGUGCAAAACACCUUCGUUCUGGUUAUGCUGGUAUCCCCAGUCCUUCAGAAUCAUCAAUUGCACGUUUCACUAGAGAACCUAAUUGUUUCUAUGAGAAUGAAAUCAUUUCUGGAAUACAUACUCUUAGAAAUGACAUUGAUUCAUCGAGUGCCGAAAAGAAUAAACCAUACUAUGUAUGUGUUGCAGUGGAAGAAAUUGAUAUUCUCAAAGGAUUGUACAGCGAUGUCCAGAGAUCAAGAUUAAUUGGGCUUUGUAAUGGAUAUGUCGAUGAUGAAAAAAUUAAAGAAGAAUGGUUUACCGUGCCCGAGUAUCCUAAUGCUGAAAAUAUUUUCGAUAGGUCUGAUGGAGUUGAAAAUAAUUUCGUAUACUAUUUCUAA